Messenger RNA from Akanthomyces muscarius, 708 nucleotides. RefSeq lists its product as uncharacterized. Lineage: Eukaryota; Fungi; Ascomycota; Sordariomycetes; Hypocreales; Cordycipitaceae. The transcript has a single exon. The record is from RefSeq and is a predicted model, not a curated record. Bases 1 to 708 code for a protein of 235 amino acids.
AUGCCUUCCCACAUUGCUUUCCUUGGCGCGUCCACCGGCGUUGGCCUCAGCGCCCUUAAACACUCUCUUGAAGCUGGUCGCCAAUGCGUCGCCCUCUGCCGCGAACCCAAGAAGUUGGACAGCCUCGAGGCCCACAACCUGAAGAUCGUCAAGGGCAACGCCCACGACUUGGACGUUGUUUCACAGCUCAUUGUUGCACCGGAUGGCACAUUUGUCGAUGAGAUCAUCACCACCAUCGGCGGUAAAUUUUCCACCUCCAAGAUGGGAAUCGACCAGCCCAAGGUCUGCGAAAUCGGCAUGGAUACUCUGAUAACUGCGAUUGCUUCCCUCCGCAAGAAGGGUGUCAGCGGGGCGCCGCACAUUAUAGCCUGCAGCAGCACCGGCGUCUCCAAGUUUGGGCGCGACCUUCCUCUGCUCAUGGUGCCGCUCUACCUGGCCCUCAAGGGCCCGCACGCCGACAAGGUCAAGAUGGAGGAGAAGCUGGUCGCUAGCGGCGAGAAGUUCACAGUCAUCCGCGCCAGUCUGCUCACCGAUGGCGAGUCGGAAAAGGCUAUCCGUGUGGGCAUCGAGGACCCCAAGACGGGCUUCGAGUCCAAGGCUAUUGGCUACACUAUUUCCCGAGAGGAUGCGGGCAAGUGGGUUGCCAGGAAUCUGGUGCAGGACAUGGACGCUGCCUAUCUGAACAAGAUGGUUGUCAUCACUUAUUAG